AUGAACCUUUUAGGUGUGACAUUCAUCGCCGUCAGCAAGGUGAUUGUGGCGGUGCUAGUAGGCGUGCUCACGACAAGCUCGAUCCCGCACAGCGCGAAGACGCUGCGCGACUUUGCCUACCUGAUCUCCACGAUCCUCCUCACGUCCCUCACCGUGUCGAACACCGCCAAGUCUAUCGACCUCGAUGUGCUUUUUCGGUGCAGCAUCCUCAUUUUGUUUUCUCUUUUCUCUAUUGCGUGUGGGCUUUUGUGGGGCGUACUUUUCGGCCUUGUGUUCUUCCGGCCGAACCCCAAGUACUCGGGUAUUCCCCCGGAGCUGCGCAAGGAUGUGCGGUUUGACCUCCUGUAUGAUCGCGUGGCGGCUGAAGAUGCCGACCAUCACGGGGGACCGCUCUCGUCGUCUGCUACUACGCAUCCUGGUAACAAGAAGAAGAAGAAGAGGGUCCCGUACGUGGCCGUAGUGCUGAGCGAGCACUUUCGAGAGGCUGGCGUCAAUGAAAGUGAGAUUGUGAAUGCGCUGGAGGUGACGGAUGAGCGGCAGGAGGACUACGGCGGGUACAACUACGCCUCAUUGAUCGCUUGCUCUACUCAGAACGGUGUCACAUUGCCUCUGUCGCUCAUGCUGAACAUCGCGAGCUCUGUCCCUUACAUUGACAAGGAGCACACCGCUGCGUACAUUUUUGUGUUUAGCAUCAGCUACUUGCUGUACCUGUGGUCUGCUUGCCCGAUAUUUGUAGAGGCGGGCCAGAAGUCUGUCACGAAGCAGAGGCUGAUCCGCGAAAUUCUGCAGAAGCACAAGCGGAUGAUGUCCCGAUGCGAUGCCACGACGCAGACACUCUCCCUGCCCGUCAAAUAUGUGCCGGAGAACAAUGAGGACUCUGCGGAGGACGUUAGAGUCGAUGGCAGUGCGACCGGGAUGAGGCAGACCAGCAGUUUCGAGCCUCAGUGCACACGAUUCAUCCAGCCUCUCGCUGCCUCGGCGGCGGCUUCUGGCAGGAUUGAGUGCAGUGACAACACAAGUGCGCUGGAGGCUGGUGACGAGGCCACCAGGGAUGCUCGCGAUACUCGAGUAAGCGUCCGUGCGGACUCCGCCACGUACACCCUCGACCCGAUCACGCCGCUUCAGAACUCCUUUACACAGACGGAUCGAAAGCUCACCCGCGCAGGCGGUAAUCGUGCUGGAGCUGAGGUGAUAUCCAAUACUCCUGGCACACCCACUCCUGCGGACCUCAUGGCUGCUGAGUGCGCGUACACGAUGGCGUCAGCGGUGCAGCUGCCGUACGACUGGGCCGCCGCCGGCUUCAUUCGCGUCAAGUACGAGAGCGAGAUAAAAGCGCUCAAGAAGAAGUCAAUCUCCGAGAAGGUUCAGCAUCUCGGACGCGGCACCUGGGGGCUCAUCAAGAAGGCCAUGACGAGCCCGCCCUUCCUCGCCACCGUGCUGGGCAUCGUAAUCGGCGUCAUUCCCCUUGUACGCCGGCUGUUUGCGGGAGGGCCGCUGGAGAUGGUGAUGGACGCCAUCGCGCUUAUGGGCGAGGGCUCGAUUCCGGCGUCACUGCUGCUGCUCGGCGCAAACCUUGUCGGCUCCUCCUCGACCAGCGAGUCCGAGUUGAGUAAGCUGACGCAGGUGCGCCUCCGCCACGCCGAGCAGAACACCGAGUACCCGUUGCAUCCCGAAGUCUGGCGGCUGCUUGGCGAGGAUGCUACGUACACCAGGUGGUAUGACGAACAGCAUAUCGACAUAGAGUUCGACAUGGACAGGUCCUCCUUGCAUAUGCUGAUGCAGGAUGGGCCUCUGCCUGCGUCGACGAUAGCCAGUCACGCCAAUGCCGCCUCUGUGGCGCCGAUGACCGAGUACGGUGACGAGGAAGGUGGCGGGGAGGGCGUUGGCGCCAAGAAGAAGCGCACCUUCAUGGGCGGCGUGCGACGCACCCUGUCGCUUCGAGGCAUCCGGCCUACGUUUGUGUGGGGCAUCAUCACCUUUCGCAUGCUCAUCUCCCCGACGUUGAGCUUCUUCAUCCUUGUCUUUCUCAUCAAGACAAUGCCGUUUCUCUUCGGUGGUCGGGGCACGCUGGACAAGACGCUCAUCAUGGUGCUCAUGGUUGAGCUGGCGGCGCCGACUGCGAUCAACAGCACUCUGCUGUUCAACGCAUACCAGUUCAUGAUGUAUCCAUGGGCGAAGAUGCUCUUCUUGCAGUACAUCCUGUGCAUCAUGUCAAUGGUGAUGUGGACCACCAUCGGCUUGAGCUACGUGUCGUCGUUGUAG
Molecule: messenger RNA, 2262 nt
Organism: Leishmania braziliensis MHOM/BR/75/M2904
Lineage: Eukaryota; Euglenozoa; Kinetoplastea; Trypanosomatida; Trypanosomatidae
Exons: 1
Coding region: 1-2262 (753 amino acids)
Biological process (GO): endoplasmic reticulum to cytosol auxin transport
Cellular component (GO): membrane
Source: RefSeq, a predicted model, not a curated record